Molecule: messenger RNA, 2201 nt
Organism: Vespa velutina
Lineage: Eukaryota; Metazoa; Arthropoda; Insecta; Hymenoptera; Vespidae
Product: E3 ubiquitin-protein ligase TM129
Exons: 6
Coding region: 213-1352 (379 amino acids)
Biological process (GO): protein ubiquitination
Cellular component (GO): endoplasmic reticulum; membrane
Molecular function (GO): ubiquitin protein ligase activity
Source: RefSeq, a predicted model, not a curated record
UAAAACGACAUUUUUGAUUACUUUUUAGGGAACUAUAAUUUUGAAUGUUUAACAAUAUGAUAUUCGGACAGAUUUCUAAUUGUUAUGUGUAUUGUGCGUAUUAUGUUCGAAAAAAUUGUCGAAACUAAAAAAAGUGAAAUUGAAUCAAGAGAACUUUUACAAUUUCAUGAUUUGAUUUUUUUGUAAACAGUAUUAUAGAUUUUUUGUUUACGAUGUCUACUUAUUUCUUUUAUACACUGUUUUAUUGUUUAAUAUCUGGUUGCAUUAUUUAUCCGCCAGUGGAAUUUGUUUCUACUGGUCUAACGAUAAAGACUAUAUUUGCAAACUGGUUGGGUAGUGAAACUGAAUCAUUCAUAUAUUAUCACAUUAGAAGAAGUGUAAUUACGUUAUUCAUACAUUCUUUAUUGCCAUUUGGUAAACUUAAUUUUCCUAACAAAUAUAAAUGCUAUAUUUUAGGUUUGAUAUUAUUUGGUCAUGUUGAUGCAGGAAAUAUACAAUUGUUCUAUCAAAGCCCUCUAUGGUCAAUUCUUGUUAUUGUUACGAUAGCAGGACCAGCAUAUAUUUUAUAUACAAUUUUUAAAUGGUCAGAAAAAAAUUGGAAGAUGCAUCCAAUAGUACAAAAUCUUUCAAUUUAUUGUGAUGAUAAUGCUAAUUGGAUGUCUGUUGCGUCUGAGAUUGAUACAGAAUAUAGAAGAAUAGAUAAAAUUUUAAUUGAUACAAGUAGUGUAACUAGAGUCAUUGUAACAGAUAAUUGGAUACUUAAAAUAACUUCUUAUAAACUAUUCAUUGCACGGCAAAGUGAUACUGCUUUAAUAAUAAGCAAAAGUGAUACUCAUGCCAUGUCUCAUACAGCUAGGGGUGAAGUCCAGUUUAUUAAUAUUGAGGUCAAACCUACUAGGAUAGGAGCAGAAGCGUUUGAUAUAAGAAUAAGUACAUUUACUUUCAAGGAUUUCCAAGACAAAGUACAACAACCAAUAGUCAUUUUACAAGAUGUUACUUUUCAUAAAACACUAUUAGAUAGAUUUAUUGAUGUCUUCAAAGAACAAGCAUUAGAAAAUCCUUUUUAUGAAACUGCACAGGAAUUAGAGAAUUGUAUUGGAUGUAUGCAAGUACGAUCCAAUGUAAAGUUAAAUAAAUGUUGUGGAAAUAUUACUGAAAGACCAAAUUCUGAUGAAUGUACAAUUUGUCAUUGUCGACCGAUGUGGUGUAUUGAAUGUAUGGCAAAAUGGUUUGCAUCAAGACAAGAUGAGAAUACACCAGAAAUAUGGUUAUCUUCUAAAUGUACUUGUCCUGUGUGCAGAGCAAAAUUUUGUCUUUUAGAUGUAUGUCCUGUACAAACUGUAAAUCAGUAACAUAUGGAGUAUAAUUAUACUAAUAUAUGUUAAUAUAUUAGAUCAAUAUUAAAUUCUUUCUACACAGAUAUAUUUUUUAAAAUAUUAAAUUAAGAAUUUAUAAUUUUUUAUAUGAUAAAAAUAUAUUUCUCUCUUAUAAAUAAGAACGUAAAUAAUAGCAACAUGUAUAUAUGCAAUUUUGGAUUUUCAGAUUAGAAGAAUACAAAGUAAUAAAACUAUUUAUGUAACAACUCAUAUUUUAAAUGAAGAUAUGUUAUUAUGUGAUUUUUUGUUUUUAUUUAUUCAUAAUACGUUGAUAACAGUAUACAGAUUUUUUUCUUUCUCAUAGAUAAAUAUAAUAUCAAAUUUUAGAUACAAUUUUGUAUAACAACCAUGUAUUUAUUGUACUUAAAUUUAACUUAAAAGUAAUUAUAUAACUAGAUAUUAACAAAUAAUACUAAAGUAGUUAAAAAAAUAUACGCAUUAAAUAUAUUUAUGCUACCAUUAAUCUUGGUGCAAUAUUCAUAGCCAUUAAUUCUUGGAAAAGUAAUUUUGCUGCAUAUGGUAAUCUAACUUGUGAGAUCUGUGUUUUGUUCUUACAACCUUUGCAUUCGAAUGUAUUAUUACGUAAGUUCGCUAUCGCGAUUAAUCCACAAAAAUUGCAUAUAUGAAUUCUGUAUGGAUCAGAAACCUCAAAUAAACGCUCUCUCAAAAAUUGAGCAGCACCAUGUGAAAUUUGACAAUCACGUUCCAUUUCACCAAAGCGCAAUCCACCAUCUCUAUAAAAUUAAUACAAUGUGAUUAUGUACUUUUUUUUUUUAUAAAAUAGUAAACAUUUCUUUGAUAAAAUAAAGCUAUAGAAAUUUGUAA